UCACAUUAUGAUACAAGAUGAGAACUAGGUUUAUUUAUAUUUUGAUUAUUGUUAUUUCAAAAGCAACAUCACAGUGGCCUAGAUCAUUUCAACAAUCGUGGCCUACACAUCCUCCUCAAACCGGACAACAUCAACAGUGGAAUAACCCAUAUUGGAAUAAUCCACACCAACAAUGGAACCCAAAUACAAGGGCAUUUCAUCCAGUUGCUCCUGUUACUACAACAGUUAUAGUUCCAACAACAGAACCACCAGAUAAUCCACCAGUUAUGGUUGUCCAAGCUUCACUACCUUCUACCCAAUGGCAAAACCCAGGAUGGUUUCCUCCUGCAAACCAAUUUCAGAAUGGAUGGGGACAGCCAGCAGGUCAGAUGCACCAGCCGACAACGGGACUUAAUAGACCAAUACAGAUACAACGACAACACACGAGACAGACACUACCAAAUCCUCAACAAGUUACCCAAUGGGGACACCGACACCAACAGCAAUCACAGUGGCAACAGCCUAGACCACGCCACAAAUCCUUAUGGGAUACAUCAAAUCAUCAGACAUGGUAUCAAACUACACAACAAACACCUGUGCAUCGUCGUCCGUCAUGGCCGCAACAAGGACAACAACCUAACAGGCAACACAGGAAGUCACAGGGUAUCCAAAUACGAAAUGGAAAUAAUCAAAAUCCCCAUUUUAACUGGCAACCUCCUAAUCACCAACGACCGACAGUGGUUCAAAGAGGCCAACCACAGCAACAUAGACAACCACCAUCGCAACAAAGACAACCACCUCCUCAAAGUCACCAUGUGCAACCACAAAGAUCACACAUGAAUGUUGACCAGAAUCAUCAUCAGAGAUUACCAGAUACACAAACAUAUCAUGAAACUAACGUUGUACAUCAGAAUGAUCAACCUCAUGGAAAUCCUCAACAUUAUAAUCCCCAUGAAUACAGAGGUACUACGACACAAACUCCUUACAUAGAACAAAAUGCUUUACAGUCACCGAGGUCAACAACAACAACUCAUCCCGAUAUUCCACCGGAAAGAGAUUAUUACAUUCAAUCACAGCUAGGACCACCCGAGACGGUGACAAGCGAUCCAAGUGUAAGGGUUCAUAAAUCUCUUACUAAUGAUGCUUUAAAUCAUCCACCAGUAUGGCCAGUGGAUCCGUAUGAACAUAAAACAACUACUGCAACCUAUCACCAUAAUGCUGCCCAACAUCCAGGUCAAGAUCCGAGAUAUGACCCUUCUUCCAAAAAAAAAUCGCAGACGGAACAUUAUAAAGAACAGCACAACCACCAGCCUCAUCAACCAUAUAACCAAGAACCUUCUAAAACACAUGCUAUAACUGCUACUUCUGCCCCUGUCCACCCACCGCAGGAUAUAGGACAACCGUUGCCUGCACAGUCACUGCAAGAUACAGGAUCACAGUUGCCUCCUGACAGACAACACAAAAGAACACCAUUAUUUCGUUACCGUACAAACGAAAAAAAAUCACCGCAUUCUCAUGGCCAACAAGAUGAUAUUAGACCACCUUUGUCUGCGUAUCCGCCACAUGACGUAGAAUUACAACCGACCCAUCAUCAACAUGACAGGAGACCACCAUUGCCUGCUAAUUCGCCACAUGACGUAGCAUCACAACCGACCCAUCAACAACAUGCCACGAGACCACCAUUUCCAACUUAUCCGCCACAUGGCGUAGGAUCACAACCGACGCAUCAGCAACAUGACACGAGACCACCAAUGCCUGCUCAUCCACCACAUGACGUAGGAUCACAACCGACGCAUCAGCAAGAUGACAUGGGACCACCAAUGCUUGUUCAUCCACCACAUGACGUAGGAUCACAACCGACGCAUCAGCAACAUUAUAUGGAACCACCAAUGCCUGCUCAUCCACCACAUGACGUAAGUUCACAUCCGACGCAUCAGCAACAUGACACGAGACCACCAAUGCCUGCUCAUUCACCACAUGACGUAGGAUCACAUCCGACGCAUCAGCAAGAUGACAUGGGACCACCAAUGCCUGCUGAUCCACCACAUGACGUAGGAUCACAACCGACGCACCAGCAACAUGACAUGGGACCACCAAUGCCUGCUCAUCCACCACAUGAUGUAAGACCACAUCCGACCUAUCAACAACAUACCAUGAGACCACCAUUGCCUAUUCAUCCACCACAUGAUGUAAGACCACAACCGACCUAUCAACAAAAUACCAUGAGACCACCAUUGCCUACUCAUCCACCACAUGACGCAGGAUCAAAACCGACCCAUCAUCAACAUGCCAUAAGACCAUCAUUUCCAAAUCAUCCUCCACAUAUUGUAGGAUCACAACCGACGCAUCAGCAACAUAACAUUGGACCACCAUUACCUAUUCACCCCCCUCAAAGCACAGCAUCGCAAUUUUCUCCUCAUCAUCAAUAUGAGACAGGACCACCAUUACAGGCUCAUCCAUCACAUGACAUAGGACAACCAUUACCUCCGCAGCUAUCACAUGAACUAGGUGCGCCGUUACCUACGCAAACACCACAUGACACACGAUCAUUAUUUGGACUCCCCCCACAACCACAGAUACAACCUGGCGCAUCUAUUCAACACCAGACAAUUGCUCCAAUUCAAUCUAAACAGGUUAAAACAGAUGUGAUCGUAACCCCUUCACGGUUGAAGUAUGGAGUAACACAUCCUGAUGGCUCUGUCACAGAAGAAGCUUAUACCCUUGUGGCUUCUCGUGUUCAGCGUAUAGUGUCAUAUACAACCGAUUUCCUCCGCUUAAUGACAUCUUACAUCUUGUUUGAUAGAAACAGGAGGACAUUUGGGAUGCGGUCAAAACGUAUUCGGGAUAUCUGUUAUGCGGGUAUGCUUGAUAAAGAUUUGGUGGAUUCUUAUAAAGUUGUAGUCAAUAAAACAAAGCAAGUUGUCUAUCCUCAUAUAGAAGGAGUUUCUAAGGUAUUUUUCUACAAAGAGGAGGAACAGAUUUUAUUUAGUGAUGUGUUACGAGAAGCGGGUCAUUACGUGGCUGGUUCAUGUGGACGUGAUCCUUUUAUAUUUAGAAUUUCAAGAUUAAAAAAUCCUGAUAUACAUGUAGGGAAUAAACUGAUACCAGGUCAGGCGUGUCCAUUUGGUCCACCAUAUCGCCAAGAUUACUACAGUGUUGUUCGCUGUAUUAAUGCAGCAUGUCCACAAGGUUAUAGCUGUAACACACAUUAUGACGUGUGCUGUCCUGACAUGCCAGUGUCUACAAAUUGCUAUUCGUUUUCCAUUGGUCAAAUUUGUGUGAUGUAUACGCCAGGCAGGAGGAUAGUAGAUUAAAGGAUAACAGGGAAAAAUUCAUACAAUAAAUUGAAUGAAUUAAAAUAUUAGCAGUUUAGAUAAUUCUGGGUGUGCGGUAUUAAACGAUCUCUAAGGGACUACUUUGACACUUUUGUGAUGCGGUAAACAUAAUCUUGUGUUAAAUUAUUUCUUUAUAAUUUGUUCAGUGCUCGUAUAUAUGUUAUGGACUAUGUGUUUACCUGUAAAAUUAGGUUUGUGUAGGAAUAAAUUAUGAAAAAAGUAUUACAAAAAUACCGAACUC
Mytilus californianus (California mussel) is the source of this 3555-nucleotide messenger RNA. RefSeq lists its product as uncharacterized. The record is from RefSeq and is a predicted model, not a curated record. The transcript has 7 exons. Lineage: Eukaryota; Metazoa; Mollusca; Bivalvia; Mytilida; Mytilidae. The coding region runs from base 18 to 3293 and encodes 1091 amino acids.